UUAAUCUCAGCACUAAAUGACCAGACUCCAAAGCAUGUUGAAGAAACUCAUGAAGAAGAAACAAAGGAAGAGCACAAGUUACAGGCUGACGGAAUCCUUCCUACCGAAACUAUUCCAAGAGAAUCAUCUGAUGACGCUCUAGUUUCCAUGUUGGCUUCUAAGGAAGACGGUCAAGUGACUCCGCAAGAAGAUACUUGUGCAGAUGACGAUAGAGAAACAAAGGACACACAAGAUGAACGACCUGUUUCUGUGGAAAUAGAAGAGAGUGUAGGA
Messenger RNA from Camelina sativa (false flax), 273 nucleotides. The record is from RefSeq and is a predicted model, not a curated record. Lineage: Eukaryota; Viridiplantae; Streptophyta; Magnoliopsida; Brassicales; Brassicaceae.